GAUGCGGCAAGCAGUGCAGGAGCACAUGAGAGCCCAGUGUUAAAAGCUUUGAUGACUGUCCUACAAGAUUGGAGGAAAGUUACAUGUCAGGCCUCUGUUGGUAGACAGAGUCCACGUGUGGUGUUAUAUCGAACACAGGAUCUAUGUUCCUUCGAAAACAGGCUUCAGUCUGGAGGAGCUGGCUCAAUGGGCUCAGCAGAUCACAGAUUCAAUUUGGCCGAUAUCCUGUCUCACAAUUACCCAUCUCAGGAAGAAGAGGAAACGCCUGAGGCCGAUAAAUCAUUUGAGGAUCUGGAAAGGGAAAGUGAUGUGCCUUUCGAAGAACUUCUAGCACUUUAUGGUUAUGAAGCAUCCGAUCCAAUCUCCGAGCAUGAAAGUGAGGGCAGCUCACCCAGUGAGCUUGCUGAUAACUUGCCAGAAAUGACUCUGGAUAAGGAGCAAAUAGCUAAAGAUCUUCUUUCUGGAGAAGAGGAGGAAGAGACCCAGUCUUCAGCAGAUGAUUUAACUCCGUCUGUCACUUCCCAUGAGGCAUCUGAUCUUUUUCCCCACCCUCUGAGAUCUAAUUCUAUUGAGGAUGAUAAGGAACUGUCAUUAUCAGAUGAGGAUUCUGAAGAAGAUGAUUCCAUUUUAUCUAAUGACUGUAAAAAGGAAAUUAUGGUUGGGCCUCAGUAUCAAGCCCCUAUUCCACCAUUUAUUGGCCGAUAUAGACAAAAUGAGAAAGUUUAUGAUAACGAGGAUCAGUUGCUUUGGGAUCCCUAUGUUCUUCCAGAAAGACAAGUUGAAGAGUUUCUAUAUAAAGCAGUAAAGAGAGCAAGAGAUGACAAAACGAAUGAGAGCUUACCUGAAGGAAUACUCAUUAAGGAUAGCGAACAGGCCUUGUACGAACUUGUAAAAUGUAACUUCAAUGCAGAGGAAGCCCUGAGAAGACUACGGUUUAAUGUCAAAGUUGUGCAAGAUGAACUGUGUGCCUGGAGUGAAGAGGAAUGCAGAAAUUUUGAACAUGGACUUCGGGUUCAUGGCAAAAAUUUCCAUCUCAUACAAGCAAAUAAGGUAAGAACACGUUCCGUUGGUGAGUGCGUUGCAUAUUAUUACAUGUGGAAGAAAUCCGAGCGUUAUGAUUAUUUUGCUCAGCAAACAAAAUUUGGGAAGAAGAAGUACAGUCUUCACCCAGGUGUCCUAGACUACAUGGACCAGGAGUUGGAUAGCAUUGAAGGUGAGAGUUGCAGCCGAACCCCAAACUCUCCACCCAUCUCCUCCACUACGAGCAGACUGGACCCAGAACAAGAUCCACUACUCAUCCAGAACUCAGAACAGCAAGAUGUCGAAAUUGCAGUUUGCACCAUGAGUGGUAACAGCCAGAUGUUUGAGUACUGCAAUUCUCCAGUGAACCAAUCUGAAACUAGUUGUUCGCUGGAGCCCAUCUGUGACCAAGGAAGAGUUACACCCACUCACGACUGUGAUACUGUUACCUUAAGUCAAGCAGAAUCGGGGUUUUUCCAGCUGGAACUGGAUCAAGUAAUUUUGGAUAGACCAGCAUUGGAGAUGUCCACAAAAAAAUUGAAGAUGGAUUUCUCUCUGCCGAAAACAUUCAAUCCCGGACUGUCUGAUAACCCUGACAGUGUGGAUUUUGAAAACCACACUUCACACAUUGCUCAGGCAAAAAUGUCUGUUGCUGUGACGGAUUUUGGAAGUAUUGAUGUUGGAGAUGUGAACAGCUUGCUCAGUGCUCAUACAUUGCACCACCCUGCAACUAUUCAUUCGGAAUCGUUAUCUCAGUGAGAGCUAGGUGUCUCGCAGAAUAUCUUAUUUAUAUUUUACUUUAAAAGUUACUGGAAAUCUAAUUUUUGACAUGACAUCAGUGAUGUCUUAUAUUUAUUUACAGUGUGUAUUUGUUUCUUGAGAGGAAAGAACCAUUUAUUUUUGGGCCCAGAUACAUGACUAGGAUCUGACCCUGUUUGGAUGGUACAUGGAGAGGAGAUUUUCCUCACACUUUACAGAGCAACCUUUUUCACCUAUUCAGUUUUGUAUCGUCUUGUCUGUGAAAUUGGAUUCAUGAUGAUAUCACCUGCAAGUCUCAUUCAUGACAUUUAUUCUAGUCAUAGACAUAAUCAUUUUUUUUAAUUGUGCGCAAAGUUUAAAAUCCAACUCCAGUCAUUUCCUGCAUCUCUAAGAAGCUAAUCAGUGUUCUUUUUGGACAAGGGUGUGUGUACAUUUUGUGCGUGACUGAUUUCUAAUUGUAUCUUUGAUUAAACCAAACCAUCUUAAUGGUGAAGGAAGCUACUUUCAUGGCUAAGAAAGAGAAACAUGGAAAAGCUAAGUUUAUAUUAGGUUUGGGAAAAAAUGAACUAUUCAGUUUUAAUGAAAUCCUGUUUCAUAUCAGCUGUUUGUCUGUCCCCUUUUUGGAUCCAGCAACUAGAGGUGAGCCAACCUUGAACUAUUUUGAACUGAUACAAGAUAAUGAUCUGGGUGCCAGGUGAGAGCACAUAUUAUCCAAUCACUAGAACAAGGCUAGUACUAGGGAUUGCUGAAACUGGGUCCCAGGGACUCCUUAUACCAAAAUGUGUAGCAGUGGCUGUGUUGAAUUAAUGCCACAAGAUGAUGGUUUGUGGUAAAUAUUUUGCUGUACAUCUAGUGUUAAUAAAAGGGUACUGCGUGGACCAGAAAGGAUUUGUAUUUCCAUGAACUUAAGGAUUGUAGAAAUUUGGCAUUACUUUUAUGUGAAUGCUUUGCACCCAAGUGAAGACUCCACUCUUUCUCCACAGCACCCUCCCCUUCCAAAUCCACCAAAUAAAAGUAGAAUCUCUUUCAAUAGUUGACAUUCACCAGCUUCUUUCUAAAAAGCAAUUUAGAAACUAAGUAUCCACGCCAUGGUCCAGUAGGAUUCGUUCACUGCUUUAUCCAUCCUGCUGCAGCCCAGUUACCUGGUCAUUAAAUGCUUAGAAUGGUUUCAGUUUUGGAAACAUGUUUGGUUUGUCACAGAUUCUAAUCCUAAACAUCUGUGGGACGAGAAUACCCGUAGUUAAAAUCUACAUUCAUCACUGGGAAACACCUGAUUAACCCAAUAUGUUCUGUGAUUGAAAUUUUUUCCAUCAAAUAAAGUUGAAAGAGGUUUCUGCACUAUCUUUUGUUAAGCACUGCCGUGUAGGGAAGCGAUUUUCAAUGUGCUACAAUUCAAUUGCAACUUACAUAGAUAGUGACGCAACAACUUGUUGAGUUUUGGGCGGUUGCUGUACCUUUGCCUCUAGGAUUUUUAAUAAUGUAACAUUUGAUAAAACAAAAUUUUAAUGAUCUUGCACUGAAAAGAUUCUGUGCACUCAAACAUUGCUAGUUUUCACUCAUACUAUAUCAGUGUUACUUUAAAAACAAGCCUGUAUGUUCAUUAAUCAAGUUUGCCAACUCUUUUGGCAAGACUGCUGCAGACUAUUGCACAAAGGAUAAUGCAUUUAAAGCCAUUUGAGUUAUAUUUUAAUUUAAAUAUUGCUGAAAAUCUUAGUUGACAUAAAAUCACUUGGCCAGGCUAAAAAUCAUUUGGCACAUCCAGCCAUGCUAAAAAUCAUUUGGCACAUCCAGCCAUGCUAAAGAUUUGCCACCUUAAACUUUUGCACACUUAGUCUUAUUUAUGUUGAUCCCAUGGCUCGACUUAAUGUUAAAAUAACUAGCAGUAUGUUAUUAUUUGCUAUUCAAUAUUUUUAAAU
This is a messenger RNA of Hemiscyllium ocellatum (epaulette shark), 3695 nucleotides long. RefSeq names its product mesoderm induction early response protein 2-like. NCBI's taxonomy places the organism in Eukaryota, Metazoa, Chordata, Chondrichthyes, Orectolobiformes, Hemiscylliidae. Gene Ontology annotation, molecular function: histone deacetylase binding; transcription corepressor activity. Gene Ontology annotation, biological process: negative regulation of transcription by RNA polymerase II. The coding region runs from base 52 to 1779 and encodes 575 amino acids. The transcript has 14 exons. Gene Ontology annotation, cellular component: nucleoplasm. The record is from RefSeq and is a predicted model, not a curated record.